This is a messenger RNA of Populus nigra (black poplar), 2210 nucleotides long. RefSeq names its product cysteine-rich receptor-like protein kinase 10. The record is from RefSeq and is a predicted model, not a curated record. Gene Ontology annotation, biological process: protein phosphorylation. Lineage: Eukaryota; Viridiplantae; Streptophyta; Magnoliopsida; Malpighiales; Salicaceae. Gene Ontology annotation, molecular function: protein kinase activity; ATP binding. Bases 122 to 2149 code for a protein of 675 amino acids. The transcript is spliced from 7 exons.
CUAAGCUUCUCUCCAUUCCUUGUCUACAUUACCUCUCAUCUGAUAAAAGGAUGAACUCUCUUUCUUCCACCAUGAGGGCUGUUAGCUGGCUAGCUAGCUAGAGAGCUUGAUCACCCAAAAGAUGAAUUCUCUCAAAUUCUACAUUAUCCUGCUCCCGUUGCUUACCCUUGCUAUUCUCACUCUAGCACAGGAGGAUGCCAAUUAUCUCUAUCAUAAUUGCCAAAACGCAACCACCUCCACAAUAAACAGCACCUACCGAGUCAAUCUAAAUCUCCUCCUCUCUUCACUUGCCUCUAAUGCAACCCUGAAUAAUACCAUUGGAUUCUACAACACCUCUUUCGGGAAGAACACUGAUCAAGUGUACGGCCUGUUUAUCUGCCGUGGCGAUCUUAGCAACACUGUUUGCCAAAAUUGUGUCACCUUCGCCACUGAAGAUAUAGUCCAGCGUUGCCCAAUCGGAAUAGCGUCCAUUGUGUAUUACGAUGCGUGCAUCCUACGUUACUCAAACAGGAACAUUUUCUCUAAGGUGGAUCAAAGCCCUGGUUUCUCCUUGUUAAACACACAAAAUAUCACAACCGAACCCCAGCGUUUUAAUAAUCUAGUGGGAGCCACCGCGAAUGAUUUGGCUGCUCGAGCUGCAAGUGCUCCUCCAGGUGCUAAAAAGUUUGCCGUGAACAAAACGUCUUUCAAUGCGUUCCAAAAUAUAUACAGCCUUGCCCAGUGCACACCGGAUUUAUCUAGCUCUGAUUGCAAUCGAUGUCUCAGUGCAGCUAUAGCUGGAUUGCCCAAUUGCUGCAGCAGCAAGAUAGGAGGAAGAGUCUUGUUUCCUAGUUGUUAUAUUCAUUAUGAAAUUACUGUAUUUUAUAAUGCAACGGCAGUUGCAGCGGAGUCACCGCCUCCUCCUCCUCCGCCCGUGGUUCUUCCUUCUCCUCCAACUCCUCGUUCACCAGAAGAGAAAGGCGGUGUCCCGACAGUUUUAAUUAUGGCCAUUGUCAUUCCCUUUGCUGUUUCUAUCGCGCUUUUCUGCAUGUGUUUCUGUUUCCUGAGGAGGGCAAGAAAGACCAGAGAUUAUGUGCCAGAAAAUGAUGUUGGAGAUGAGAUUACCACCGAGGAGUCCUUGCAAUUUGAUUUGAGUACUAUAGAAGCUGCCACGAACAAUUUUUCCGCUGAUAACAAGUUAGGUGAGGGAGGAUUUGGUGAGGUUUACAAGGGAACACUUCCUAAUGGACACCAAAUUGCUGUGAAGAGGCUAUCAAAAAAUUCUGGACAAGGUGCAGCAGAAUUUAAGAAUGAGGUUGUAUUGGUAGCCAAGCUUCAACACAGGAAUCUAGUGAGGGUGCAAGGGUUUUGCUUGGAUGGAGAAGAAAAGAUUCUUGUCUAUGAAUUUGUCAGCAACAAAAGCCUUGACUACUUUCUAUAUGACCAUGAAAGGCAAGGACUGUUGGACUGGUCCAGACGGUACAAAAUAAUAGGAGGCAUUGCACGAGGAAUUCUUUAUCUUCACGAGGACUCUCGGCUACGAAUUAUACAUCGUGACCUCAAAGCUAGCAAUAUUCUGCUAGAUGGAGAUAUGAACCCCAAAAUCUCAGAUUUUGGCUUGGCUAGGAUUUUCGUAGUUGAUCAAACUCAAGCAAGUACCAAUAGAAUUGUUGGAACAUAUGGUUAUAUGUCCCCAGAAUAUGCAAUGCAUGGGCGUUUCUCUGUGAAGUCUGAUGUCUAUAGCUUUGGUGUCUUAAUCCUUGAGAUUAUAACCGGAAAGAAGAACAGUUCCUUCUAUCAAACAGGGGGUGCUGCAGACCUUGUUAGCUAUGUUUGGAAACAUUGGAGAGAUGGGACACCAUUGGAAGUGCUGGAUCCAACUCUGACAGAUACAUAUUCAAGAAAUGAAGUAAUUAGAUGCCUCCACAUUGGAUUGUUAUGUGUUCAGGAAGAUCCAGCUAUCAGACCCGCAAUGGCAACAAUUGUUCUCACACUCAAUAGUUACUCGGUUACCUUACCAUCACCGCAAGAGCCAGCUUUUUUUUUCCAUAGCACUAUAACAGAUGAAUUGAACAGUUCAAGCAAGGAAUUUCUUUUCGAACAUUCUAAAAGCAAGUCUGUUGCUUAUUCUGUAGAUGAAGCUUCAAUUACUGAAGUAUAUCCUCGAUAGGGAGUAUAUGUAUUUUCUCUAAAAUAAGCACUGGAAAAAAAAACAUGAGGUUAAUUUUUCA